GUGGGCGGUCACACCAUGCUGCCCAUCCGCUGGAUGCCUCCAGAGAGCAUCAUGUACAGGAAGUUCACCACAGAGAGUGAUGUGUGGAGUCUGGGCGUGGUCCUCUGGGAGAUCUUCACCUACGGCAAACAGCCCUGGUAUCAGCUCUCCAACAACGAGGUCAGUCUCACCUCUCACCUAACCUUAACUCUAACCCUCUGACCAUACUCUACCUCCAUCCUAGCCUGGGUGCCAGUCUGUUUCUGCUCUCUUGCCACCUCCUUAUAACAGUUCCAUGAGGAGGUGGCAAAAAGCAGAACAGACUACCAGGCUACCUCCAACCUAACUCCCUAACUGGAAUAUUAUUCUAAACCCUCACGUCCAUUCCUUUGGUAAAGCUUUAGCCUAAGCCUAUAUGUGUAGGUCUGAGAGUAUUGGAGAGUAAGAAAUGUAAAGACAAUUAAAUCUGGCCUAUCAGCUGGCAAGAUGGAGCUUGUAUGUCUACUUGUGGUCUAAUUGAAGUGAUUCUGACACUGACCCCAUGUAUCUGCCCCUGUGCCCCCCCCCCCACCACCCACAGGUGAUUGAGUGUAUUACACAGGGGCGUGUCCUGCAGCGGCCUCGCACCUGUCCCAAAGAGGUGUACGACCUGAUGCUG
Messenger RNA from Coregonus sp. 'balchen', 637 nucleotides. The record is from the annotation of a GenBank genome assembly. Lineage: Eukaryota; Metazoa; Chordata; Actinopteri; Salmoniformes; Salmonidae.